This is a messenger RNA of Lobosporangium transversale, 207 nucleotides long. RefSeq names its product DNL zinc finger-domain-containing protein. NCBI's taxonomy places the organism in Eukaryota, Fungi, Mortierellomycota, Mortierellomycetes, Mortierellales, Mortierellaceae. The transcript has a single exon. Gene Ontology annotation, cellular component: mitochondrion. The annotation marks the transcript as partial. Gene Ontology annotation, molecular function: zinc ion binding; protein-folding chaperone binding. Gene Ontology annotation, biological process: protein folding; protein import into mitochondrial matrix; protein stabilization. The record is from RefSeq and is a predicted model, not a curated record.
CGGCUACUGAUUGGUUUCACUUGCACAGUUUGCAACCACCGUUCUCACAAGACCAUGUCCAAACAUGCUUAUAAUCACGGUGUCGUUAUUAUGCAAUGUGAUCAUUGUAAAAACAGACAUUUGAUUGCCGAUCAUCUCGGUUGGUUCAAGACCCGGGGCGUCACAGUCGAGGAUCUUGUUAAGGAACAUGGUGAGACCGUCAGGAAG